UGGCCCUUCUUGUUCCUUAUUUUCUGCAUUUUAAAAGAUUUCUUGUUCUUCAUCCUCAUCCUGAUCCUAGUCCUCAUCUUAUAAUUUUCUUUGAACACUUUCUCCUCCUCCUUAUUAUUACCCUUAUUUUUGUUAUCAUUCUCUAGAUAUUCAUAUUCUGGAUUGGCUUAAUUUACUGAAGGGUACUGUGAUUAAGUCAUGAAAUAAGAUAAUUUGUCAGAUAUUUUUCCUGCUUCGUCUUUCUUUCUUUCAUUCAUUAUUUCUUUUUUCUUCGUCAUAAACAGUGGUUGUAAUUUUCAGUAUAUGUAAAUUUAUCUCUUUGACAUAUCCAGAAGUGUGCUAGUAGAUUUGUGAACAUGAGGAAAACUAAACAAAAAUAAUAAUAAAAAAAGAUUAGAGUGCAUAUCCACUCCAGUUAAUAUCCUCUACCAUCCUCAUAAAAUUACUUUUAAGAGAAGGCACUGGCCUAGCCUUUGCCAAUGAUGGAGUUUGUGGUGUAAAAGAAUCAUUUAUUCAACAUUAUUGAUUUUAUCCAUUUUGUAUAAGGGAGGCAGCUAAUUGAGAAUGAAUGAUAAACUACAGAAAGGCAACAAGAAAUAUGUGACAAUGGAAAGUGUGACAUAAACCUGAGAUUUGAUUUUUAUUAUUAUCAUCAUUUUUAUUAUUUGUAUUUGUAUUUGUAUUAGUAUUGUUAUUAUUGUGAAUUAUGAUUUUUUUCUCUCUGUUCCAAGAGACAAGAAUUUUCCUCUAAAGUAAAUUUCCUUAGGCCUACAUGUGCUUUCUUUAUAAGGUCUAAUCUUGCUGUAAAGCAUGAUGAUGAAAAUAUAUAUCAGGUAUGAAUGUCUUUAUUGUGAGGAAUUUGAGCUGUAGGAGAAAUAUCUAAAGCCAGAAUAAGUAGACAAAGGUUUUAAGAUAAAGAGAUACUGUCAAGUGUUACUUAUCUUCGUGCAGGAGUACCAUUGUUUGAGAUAAGGUUUUACCUUGUGUAGAAUUAUUUGAUUUUAUGAUCAUCAUUAUUUAUAUUGUAUGGUUAAAGGAAAAAUACCAUUGUAUGUAAUAUAUGUAAUCUCUGUUGCAUGUGAUUUUUUGUGAUGUUUUGACCAGAACAAUCUUCAAACACCUUAUCUACUUGCAUGCAUUCAUUGCACAACUGCCGUCAGUUUUGGAUUGAUAGGGAGACAUCAUUAGCCCCUUGGAGCCAGGUGCCUGCAUGUGGCCCAAAAUCCAGGUAUUAGGCUUACUUGAGUGGCUACUCUCACAGGUGUGUGGCUUGUGGACCAUGUGCACACAGACGCUCUUGUGUGGUGUCAAGACUCCUUGCCUUCCCUUUACAGUGUUAUCUCUUUUUCUGCAUUUUUUUCUUCUUCUUCUUCUUCUUCUUCUUCUUCUCCUUUUUCUUUCUUUUCUUUUCUUCUCUUCCCUCCCUUCCUCCCUCCUUCCUUCCUUCCUUCUUUUCUUCCUUCCUUCCUUGCUCCCCCCCCCCUAAGGAUGAAUACAUUUCUUACUCAUUUAUCGAUAGGAAUAAUGCAAGAGCCCUUUCCUAAUGGACACGGGAGUCUAAUCACCCUCUGAGAGCUUUGUGCACUCAUGGCAAGUCCUCUGCAUCACCACGGCCUUCAGCCAAAUUUCUCAUGAUGCCUAAUGGGAGACCACAAUGGUGAGGCCAGUCAGCUCCAAGAGAAAACUUUUCAGUGCCAGCAAAGAACAGAAAGAAAAUGAACCAGCCGAUGGCAAAUUAAGGACCAAGCAAGGUGAGGCCCUUGGCUACCCUGAGAGCUUCAGUGUAAACAGCAUUGGAGGCCAGCGGAAAGGUGGGGUUGCUGCUAACAACCACAAUAACAACUCAAGCCUUGGGAUAGGAGGGUGCAGCGGCAACGUGGGGGGAGCUGGGAAAUUGGUUGAAGGGGGGUGGGGGGCUGAAGAUGUAGCACCUUCAACCCACCACACCCCCAACCGCCCGGUCAUGCCCAUGUCUGAACGGCAGCAGAUCGCCCUUCUCAUGCAGAUGUCAUCACCUUCACCCCCAGACAAAGUAGACCUGAGCCGUUCCAGCAGCCCUCGCACACCAGGUACUCCAAGUGUGUGUCGUGGUGUUAACAAGAGGAAUGAGCGUGGAGAGACACCCCUCCACGUAGCCGCCAUCAAGGGGGAUACAGAAAGGAUCUCCCAGCUUAUUACUCAAGGUGCUGAUGUCAAUGCUACCGACUACGCUGGUUGGAGUGCGUUACAUGAGGCUUGUAAUCGAGGCUUCUACGGAGUGUCAAAGUUGUUGAUUGAAGCUGGAGCAGACGUUGAUGCCAAGGGACUAGACAACGACACUCCACUACACGAUGCAUGUGUCAACAAUCACUUUAAGCUGGUGCGCUUAUUGCUAAGGUGUGGGGCUGGCGUAAAUGUGGUGAACCGGCGUGGCAAGACCCCCCGUGACGUGUGCCGUUCCCCAGGCAUUGUGGCGCUGAUCGAGGCGGCGGCACGCGGCCAGCUCCAGGACCUGGGAACAUCUUCAGGGGACGAGCUCACACCACAACAGAAGGGUGCGUAUUCCAGGGGAAGGGGAGGGAGAAGCCAGAGGUAGAGUGAAUGGUUUGUG
Molecule: messenger RNA, 2590 nt
Organism: Penaeus vannamei (Pacific white shrimp)
Lineage: Eukaryota; Metazoa; Arthropoda; Malacostraca; Decapoda; Penaeidae
Source: RefSeq, a predicted model, not a curated record